Messenger RNA from Cylicocyclus nassatus, 694 nucleotides. Lineage: Eukaryota; Metazoa; Nematoda; Chromadorea; Rhabditida; Strongylidae. The record is from the annotation of a GenBank genome assembly.
AUCUUAUGGUUAUCUGCUGCUAAAGAUAGCACUUCGACUCUCUAUGCUUCUCUACUGGGCAUCAUUCUAUAUCUCAAUCCUUUGAACGGAGGCAAGCACGUAUCCUUUUAGAUGCCGGUGCUACCGGUGGGGAUAGGGUCCGAGUGAUGUGCUGAUCUGUUGUACAUUCCAUCACAUCAACUUGAUUGCCCUAAUUGAUGCUAUUCGAAAGUUCAAAAGCACAGAAAAGCAGCGAGGGGUUUCCUUUUGACGCUAGUGAUUUCAACAGUGCAUUGCCAAUCACUGUGCGACUGUUAUACUUCGAAUUACUUGUUCUGCAUCUGCUUUUUCUCUCCAUAAGAGUUUUACGGAAAUCAUCAGGCCAAGUAGAGGAAAAUGAUUGCGGAUAUGGUUAUGCUGCCUGUCUUGUUCGGACGUAGACCUCUGCUACCAAGUGCGCAAUAGCUCCGCACGCGUUCGACGGUGACAAAGCAUAUAGCAGUGCAUUUCAUAGCCUGAUAUUCAUUGCUGGCGAAAUGUUUUGUGGAAAGUAAGCAAUUUUCAAAAUUUAUCGUGUAUAGCUUGGCAAUGAUUAUUCAUACACGUUUGCUUCUUUUUAAAUUGUCAUGCUCUGAUAGGCCUUAGUAGAUUGUGAUUGUAGCUCUACAAAACUUUCCGAUGUAUACGUGUAUUUCAAAAAUUUACAAGUAAAUGA